UCGCGGCCGCGGCGGCGCCCUUCGCCACGUCUCCGCCGGCGACGAGCACCCACCAGUUGGGGGAAUCACUCUUAAUUUGCGUAAUGCUGCAAUGGAUGGGCGGUUCGAGGCGGACGGUGUACGCCUCCAGGAAGUCAACACAGAGCAGACAAAGGCAGUACUUUGAACAAAAGAGACGGCAACAGCAGAGGCCAGAGCUACAGAACCAGGAUAAUGUAGCAGGAGGUCAAGCUUCACGUGAUCAGGAGCCUCGAUCACUUGAUGUUCUAAACAUCAACAAUCUGGCAACUCCAAUUAGUCAUUAUAAUGAAUCCACAAAUGCAGAUGGUGCUAUACAACAGGUGGAUUGCACUCUUUCAGAUGGUCCCCCUACAGAGGCAAUAAAGAUCACUUCUUUAUGCAAUAGCAACAUGAAGGAAGCAGGCUCUCAGCCAAGAUUGUCAUCACCCUUUGGUCAUCAAGGUGUUACAGCAGCUGUAAAUUCUCAUGAAGAACUUGCUUGUAAAAUAUCCCCACCUACAAACUAUAGCACCAGGAAGCAAAUUCAAAAUCUGGAAUGCCAAAGUGAAAUUUCACUUCUUGAUUUGGUCAGUUAUGAGGGAUCAAAUAAUAAGUCUACCACUCGACCUGCCCGUGAGCUUCAUGCUUCAUUUUCUGUUAAAGGUCUUGGUCAUAUCAAGAUGGAAACACCUCCCCAUUCACCGAGGCCAAUCAAUAGGGUUUUACCUUUGCCUCCAAAGGCCAUGCGGUCCACACAUAAAACAAAACGCUCUAUCCCCUUUGAUGUCACAGAGGCAUUGGAUUCUAUGAAUAGUAUCAAUAUGUUGAAGGAGCGAAGACUAUCAGCCAAAAUGGGCAGUACAUUAAAUGAAUCAGGCUAUGAAAGGAGGAAACAGUUUAGCUGCUAUUUCCCGGAUUCAUCUGAGAACCAUAAUGCUGACAUCUAUCUUGAGGAUGAAAACAUGUUUUAUGAACCUCAACCUAAAAAGGAAUGGCAAUCAAAGCAUGUGAGAUCAGAUGGCAAUCUUGUUGAUGAGGAUUCUGAUAGACUCUGGAGGAUAGAUCAAUUUAAUUCACAGGAUCAUUUUCCUAAUCAAAGAGAGGAACAUUUUGAUACAAGUGGCUAUGGAUUUAAAGACGGAUACUCUCCAGAGCGAAGAAACUCAACAAGAUCUAGCACAGGAAUUAAGAAUGCAGGAAUUCCAUCAUCAUAUGACAUGUUUUAUGAUCAUUCAUUGAUGGAUGAUGGUGAGGGCACUGGACUUCUCAAAUGGGAAAGGCACCCACCAAGUAAGAAAAUCUUCAACUCAAAUGGCACUUUUGGUGCUUCUGCUUGGUCUUUCGACACCGUAGAUGAUUCAGAGAAAAGGAGGAGCCCAAUAAGUGAAGAAUCAUGCUCGUCUGCUGCAGCAAUGAAGAAACCAUCGCCAUCAGUAAAGAAUAAGAUGAACCAGAAGGAUGAGUUUCAUAUAAGCUUGGAUAAGCUGGAUAUUCCAGAUAUGGAUGCACAUCUUCAUGGGAGGUCCCUAUUUAACAGUCCAGAAAAGGUGGGUAGAAAAGCAAUGAAGAAACCAUCACCAUCAGUAAAGAAUGAGAUGAACCAGAAGGAUGAGUUUCAUAUAAGCUUGGAUAAGCUAGAUAUUCCAGAUAUGGAUGCACAUCUUCAUGGGAAGUCACUAUUUAACAAUCCAGAAAAGGUGGGUAGAAAAGGAACAACGGAUCAGAAGAUACUUGGAACAAAUUAUUGUCCAGAAAGUGUUACUGAGCAGCCAAGAACUCAAGAGCCGAGCUGUCGUUUAUCACUUAAGGAGAAAUUUUCCAAUUGGGGUUCUUCUAAUUUCCAGCCGAAGGGUAACACUGGACUAACUAACCAAUCAAGUUGCACCGUAAUGCCCAAAGAUAAAUCUUCUUUCCAUGCUUCUCCAGAUUUGAGCAUGUAUCAAACUGAGUCAACUGAAAAGAGAUCUGCUUCAAAAGUUCGUCCUGUUUCUCAUGGACCUGACAAUGCCAUUUUUGAAGAUGGCAUUCACAUGCAGCAGCCUGUUUCAGAUGUUUUUGGUGAUAAAAUUGAAUUAUCAAACCUGUUCCGGACCAAGGAUCUUCAGAGUGACAUUGAUAUGAGCACUUUCUUUGGACAGAAGGUGGACAGGAAGCAAGAAGAUAAGUUUCCAACUUUCAGCAAUCGAAGCGCAGAUUCCUUCGCUGCUGAGAAAGCAGUGAGUUCUGUAAGAAAUACUGUCGGUGGACACAGUACAUGCUCACAGCCUUCUGGCAAGGGUUCAUUCAGGCAUGGGUUCAGUCCUGGUUUUAAUUUCCAGGAGUCAGAAUCAAACACAUUUUGGGGGGGUAGCCAUGUUAGUAAUAACACUUUUCGGGAUGACCUUGAGUUUAGUGGUCUGCUUGCUAGAAAAAAUAGCGAUAAGAAUGAAGUCAAGAUUGAGGCGUCUGAGAAACCAGAUACUAGGCUGUUGACAGAAACACGUCGGAUCUCUGCAGAUCACAAAAAUGAGAUGAAUGGAACUGAAACAAGUUCUAAUGGCUCAGAAGUGUCCAAUUGUUCUGAAGCACAGAAGGAAACUUCAGCAGCAACACAAAUUCCUGCAAACUUAAGCUGUCUUCAGGAAACCUCAGCAGAAUUGUUCCAAGUUCAAACUGAUGUUAGACCUGUAACAGGAGAAAAGCUAGACAAUCCUGGUGUGGACUUCAAAGCUCCAAUGCAUUUGAGAAGCAAGAUUCAUGAUGUUGGAGAUCAUUCUAAACUAAAUGCUAUGUUCCAGUCUCCUUUCAUUGGAGAGGAGGUGGGGAUUGAGAAGAAGAUCAUAGCAAGUGUAUCGCCAGACAACAGUGAUGUUCAGUAUCAGUUUAUGCUUGAACAACGUGUUCUCCGGCGGCUUUGUGUUCAGAAGAUAUUGGUGCCUACACCAAUGAAGGACAAGCUAGAAAAGGAUACGCGAUUUAGGAUAGUGGAGGAUGGACCUCAUGCCCUUCCGAAAAGCGUCUAACAGGGGGAAGAAAUGACGAUGUAGGGGGAGGAAGGAACUCAUUUGACUCCCAUAAACGCAGGAUCAAGCACCUACCUGUGCCUUAUGGGCUCCUCCAUGUCCAUAUGCUCAUUUUAAGUUCACCUCGCUCUUUGAUAUUGUCUGUUCGAAAAUACUAAUGUUUCAUUCACCCAUUAGUUUCGUAGUGUUGGUUGUCACAACAAGCUCGACUCAUCAUACACCUGUGGAGUCGAGAUCUGUGAAUUUUUGUCUGCUAGUAACUCUGGGAGGGUUGUCUGAUGUUAUACAGUGUUAAUCUAUUAGAUUUCUGAACAUUAAGUAAAGUUCCUCAGAAGCUACAGAAAUGUGAAUAGCCUAUUCGAUUUUGCAAACAAAAUGUACCAGAGAUUUUCUAUUCUGAACUUCAA
Messenger RNA from Panicum virgatum (switchgrass), 3409 nucleotides. RefSeq lists its product as uncharacterized. The record is from RefSeq and is a predicted model, not a curated record. The transcript is spliced from 21 exons. Bases 84 to 3002 code for a protein of 972 amino acids. Lineage: Eukaryota; Viridiplantae; Streptophyta; Magnoliopsida; Poales; Poaceae.